AUGUCGUGGGUGCCGCAGCAGGCAGUGCUGGCGCACGGCGCGGUGGGCGGGUUUGUGACACACUGCGGAUGGAACUCGGUGCUGGAGGCGGUCAUGGCGGGGGUGCCGAUGCUGGCGUGGCCUCUGUACACCGAGCAGCACACAAACAAGGUGUUCUUAGUCGAGGAGAUGCGGCUGACCGUGGCCAUUGAGGGGUAUGACAAAGAAAUGGUGGAAGCCCAGGAGGUGGCGGCGAAGGUGAGGUGGCUGAUUGAGUCCGAUGGUGGGUGGGAGCUCCGGCAAGCGAAGGAGGCGCGGGACGACGGUGGUGAGUCAAGAACAGCGCUUGGUCGGUGCUAA
Messenger RNA from Triticum turgidum subsp. durum (durum wheat), 339 nucleotides. The record is from the annotation of a GenBank genome assembly. Lineage: Eukaryota; Viridiplantae; Streptophyta; Magnoliopsida; Poales; Poaceae.